GUAGUCAAAUACGAUAUGCUGAAAACAAGCGCAGCUAAGUUGUGGUGUUUGAUUACUUUCAUAGAAUGUAAUUAGUCGAGACAUUAAUGAGUUAAUCUGAUUACCCUGAUAUGUGAUUUAAAUUAAAGCUUUGCUGGGGGUGAUGAAGUUUAGUUGGUAAGACGUACGCUGAGUAUGCCGCCAGCCUGGGUUCGAUUCGCCUUCGUCCAUAAUGUUAGAUUGAAUUAAUAUAACUUAAAAGAAUCCAAACAACAACACGCAUAAGUCGUAUUUGAUCCCGGCAGCCUCUCGAGAGCAGAAUAGUAAAACGAAAACUUGCGAGAAGGUCAGUGAUGCACUCAUAACUCAACGCUAUCAGCUAAACCUUAUCACUGUCGAUCCCAUUCGUGCAGCUGCAAGUUCAACGCCAAAUUGAGAUGAGGAUUGUCGGCUUCUGGAUUCUGCUUCUACAAUGCUAUUCAGCAUUAUCGAGCGAAAAUGUACACUACAGCUGUAAGGACGAUCGACGGUAUCUGGCCCUGAACAUCUGUGUUGUUGAAAAUGUCGAUUCGGAUGAGUGGCUGGAUCUGGCUGAAAUUGAAUUUCCGAACGAAUCUUAUCUGGAGUUCUGGAACGGGAUAUUUCACUAUUUCGGCUCGGAGAUGUUUCAGCUGUUGGGAGAUGCAAAACAAGUGACCUUUCGAAAUGGUUUCCUGAGGGAGCUUUUGUUCUGGUCCCACACACUAGAGGAACUGCGCAUCAUCAACACUGAUCUUGUUUUGUUCGAUGUGCUAAGUGAACCAAACUUCAAUUUGAAGCAGCUCGCAAUUCGCUCGCCACUGUUUUCAUCUUGGUCCCCAGGCAUGGGAUCACUAAAGGCAUUGGAAGUGAUCGAUAUUGCUUAUUGCAAUUUUUCCUUUCUUAAUCUGGAUUGGUUUGGGGGGUACCAACAGCUUCGGGUGCUGGAUGUUUCCAACAACGGAUUGUAUUCGCUUCAUAGCGGUCCGUUUUUGCAACUGGAAGCAUUGGAGGAGUUGUACAUCUGGGGGAAUCGGUUGGAGUAUCUGUGGCGUUUUCCGGAUGCAUUUCCACAGCUCAAAUACAUCAGUCUGUCCGCCAACUGGUGGCUUUGUGAUUGGGUAACGAUGGCCCGUGACACGAUUUUUGUUAAGAAAAUCAUCUCGAUGGAUUCGGACUUCAAUUGUGAGGACGGAUGGAUUCGCAAUGGCGGACUGUGUUGCCGUCGUAGUGGACAAGGAAGAUUUAAAGCGAGGGCGAAAACAAGGAAUAUUCCGACAUUUCCACGGAGGCAGAUCAAUGUUUUGAUGACCAAUAAUGUCAACGAAUCUUCGGAAACAGCGAUUGGAGUAGAGAUGGAUGGUUCUAUAAUAUACGUCGAUAGACCAUUGCAAAUUUGAGUGUAUUUUGAUUUUAAAUUUCAGGGGUUGAAGGUUCAAAAGUUUAAUAAUUUGAAUUUCUAUAAUGAUUUAAUGAAUAAAGGAGUUUACUAACAUUAUUUUUACAUCAUUGGUAGGAAUACACCGGGUAUCAUAUAAACGGUACCGUCAAUAUUCAACAUGUACAAACGCCUUUUCCUUUUCACCGGAGAAGGUGAUAAAAUUUUUAUUUCGUGGAAAUCAAUAAAAACUUCAAAAAAUACACUUA
Topomyia yanbarensis is the source of this 1644-nucleotide messenger RNA. RefSeq lists its product as uncharacterized. The coding region runs from base 417 to 1397 and encodes 326 amino acids. The record is from RefSeq and is a predicted model, not a curated record. Gene Ontology annotation, cellular component: extracellular matrix. Lineage: Eukaryota; Metazoa; Arthropoda; Insecta; Diptera; Culicidae. Gene Ontology annotation, molecular function: protein binding. The transcript is spliced from 2 exons.